Molecule: messenger RNA, 767 nt
Organism: Leguminivora glycinivorella
Lineage: Eukaryota; Metazoa; Arthropoda; Insecta; Lepidoptera; Tortricidae
Product: 15-hydroxyprostaglandin dehydrogenase [NAD(+)]-like
Exons: 1
Coding region: 2-757 (251 amino acids)
Cellular component (GO): cytoplasm
Molecular function (GO): oxidoreductase activity, acting on the CH-OH group of donors, NAD or NADP as acceptor
Source: RefSeq, a predicted model, not a curated record
CAUGGCAAUGUUGAAAGAUAUAGAAGGAAGUACGGUGGCGGUGACGGGCGGCGCGAGCGGCAUCGGGCUCGCCAUCGCCGACGCCUUCCUCCAGCGCGGCGCCCGCCGCCUCAUCCUCCUCGACCUCAACCCGCAGCAGGCAGACAAAGCUACCAACACUUUGAACGCCAAGCACGGAAACAAGGCUACCUUCAUUCAAUGCGAUGUCACGAAAGAUCUUGAUCAAGUUACAAAGGUAAUUAUAGACACAUACAAAACUGUGGACGUCUUGGUGAACAGCGCUGGCAUUGUUGACGAAAGGAAUCCCAGAAAAGUGAUUGAUAUAAACUUAACAGCGCUCGUAGAAUGGUCCUUAAAAUUCUUCGACAUUAUGAGGACUGACCGCGGUGGAAAAGGAGGUACCAUCAUCAACAUCUCCUCGAUGUACGGAUUUAUGGUGGACCCUUAUUUACCUACGUACAAAGCAACUAAAUAUGGCGUUCUUGGUUUCACGAAAAGUAAAGGCCAUGAAUAUCAUUUCAAUAAAACAGGCGUGAGACUGCUUGCCAUCUGUCCGGGAGUCACAAAGACGAAUCUUCUCGUUGGUUACCAGACUUAUGAAGAAAAGGAGAAUCAAGAGGAUUUCGUGGCAACAUUCGAAAGUUUUCCCUGGGCGGAGGUCGCCAGGGUGGGCCAGUCUGUUGCCGAAGUGUUUGGAACAGCGAGUAGUGGAACGGCAUGGGUGAUCGAGGGCGACAAACCCGUAUAUGAGGCUUAAGACGGUUGAA